Messenger RNA from Ailuropoda melanoleuca (giant panda), 5559 nucleotides. It is a transcript of the gene MUC6, whose product is annotated as mucin 6, oligomeric mucus/gel-forming. The coding region runs from base 1 to 5559 and encodes 1852 amino acids. Gene Ontology annotation, molecular function: protein binding. The transcript has 31 exons. The record is from RefSeq and is a predicted model, not a curated record. Gene Ontology annotation, cellular component: extracellular matrix. Lineage: Eukaryota; Metazoa; Chordata; Mammalia; Carnivora; Ursidae.
AUGGCCAGCGCAGUGCUCCCUGCCGUCUCGCUCCCGGUGGACACGCAGCACGCCGUGGCGGCGGGAAGGCGGCUGGUCCCAGCACUGACCACAGUCCCCGUCCACACAGGUCUAAAUGAGAUUUCCUCUGUGCACCCGGGCCUCCAGAGACUGCAGGACUCCCUACCCACAGCUCCAGACAAAGGCUGGUGCUCCACAUGGGGGGCCGGCCACUUCUCCACUUUCGACGGCCAUGUGUACGACUUCCCGGGAACCUGCAACUACGUCUUUGCGGCCAUCUGCGAGGACGCGUCACCCACCUUCAGCGUCCAGCUACGGCGUGGGCCCAGCGGGAACAUCUCGCGGAUCAUUGUGGAGCUGGGGGCCUCCGUGGUCACCGUGCAGAAGGCAGUCAUCUCCGUGAAGGAUGUGGGGGUCGUCAGCCUGCCCUACACCAGCAACGGGCUCCAGAUCACCCCGUUCGGCCAGAGCGUGCAGCUGAUGGCCAAGCAGCUGCAGCUGGAGCUGGUGGUCAUGUGGGGCCCGGGCAGUCACCUCCUGGUGCUGGUGGAGAAACGGCACAUGGGCAAGCUGUGUGGUCUCUGUGGGGACUUCAAUGGCAAGCAGACCGACGAGUUCCUGAGCAAGGAAGGCAAACUGCUGGAACCACACACGUACGCCGCCCUCCAGACACUGGACGACCCCAACGAGAUCUGCACCUACACGCCAGUCACCAGCCCCCGGGUCCCACAGGCAGAGCACGCCCAGACUUGCACCCAGCUGCUGACCCGGGUGGCCCCCAAGUGCAACGUGCCCAAAGAGCCGUUCGUGCAGAGCUGCCAGGUGGACAUGGCCGAGUGCGCCCAGCCAGGCCAGCAGGACUGCAGCUGUGCCACGCUGUCUGAGUACUCGCGCCGCUGCAGCAUGGCCGGCCAGGCUGUCAGCAGCUGGAGGGGCCCUGGCCUCUGCCCUGUGGGCCCGUGCCCGGCCAACCAGGUGUACCAGGAAUGCGGCGAGGCCUGCAUCAAGACCUGCUCCAAUCCACAGCACACCUGUUCCAGCUUCUGCACCUUUGGCUGCUUCUGUCCCAAAGGUAUGGUUCUUGAUGACGUCUCCAAAAACCACACCUGCGUGCCCGUCACCCAGUGCCCUUGCACGCUCAGCGGAGUGGAUUACGCCCCCGGGGAGGUCGUGACAGCUGCCUGCCAGACCUGCCGCUGCACCAUGGGCCACUGGACGUGCGCAGAGCAGCCCUGUCCCCGCCGCUGCUCCCUGGAAGGCGGCUCCUUCGUCACCACGUUCGACGCCCGGCCCUACCGCUUCCACGGCACCUGCACCUACAUCCUCCUCCAGAGCCCGCAGCUCCCCGACGGGGGCUCCCUCGUGGCCUCGUACGACAAGUCUGGGUACUCUCACUCGGAGACCGCCCUGGCUGCCGUCAUCUACGUGUCCAAAGAGGACAAAAUCGUGAUUUCUCGAGACGAGGUUCUCACCAACAACGGGAAUGCCAAGCGGCUACCAUACAAGACUCGCAACAUCACAGUCUUCAGGCAGACGUCCACCCACCUCCAGAUGACCACCGCCUUCGGGCUGGAGCUCGUGAUCCAGCUGGAGCCCGUGUUCCAGGUGUAUGUCACCGUCGGGCCCCACUUCAGAGGCCAGACCAGAGGGCUCUGCGGCACCUUCAAUGGGGACACGACGGAUGACUUCAUGGCCAGCACGGGCAUCGUAGAGGGCACUGCCUCGCUCUUCGUGGACUCCUGGAGGACGGGGAACUGCCCGGCCUCGCUGGAACGCGAGACAGACCCUUGCUCCAUGAGCCAGCUCAACAAACUGUGUGCAGAGACCCACUGCUCGGUGCUGGUGCGGGACGGCACAGCGUUCGAGAGGUGCCACGCCACGGUGAACCCCAGGCCCUUCUACAAGAGGUGCGUAUACCAGGCCUGCAACUAUGAGGAGACCCUACCCCACGUGUGCGCCGCCCUGAGUGACUAUGCCCGCGCGUGUGCCACACACGGCAUCCUGCUGCGGGGCUGGAGGAACAGCGUGGACAACUGCACCACCCCCUGCACAGGCAACCAGACAUUUGGCUACGACAUCGGGGCCUGCGGCCGCACGUGCCUAUCCCUGUCAGACCACGCCGCUGAGUGCCACCCGAGUGCCGUGCCUGUGGAUGGCUGCAACUGCCCGGAGGGCACCUACCUCAACCAUAAGGCCCAGUGCGUGCGCAAGGCCCAGUGCCCCUGCGUCCUGGACAGCAACAAGUUCAUCCUGGCUGACCAGUCCGCCAUGGUCAACGGUGUCAUCUGCUACUGUGUCAACGGCAGGGUCAGCUGCCCAGGGCGCCCCCAGAUGCUCCUUGCCACCUGCUCGGCCCCCAAGGCCUUCCAGUCCUGUGGAGACUCUUCCGAGAACACAUUUGGGGCAGCCUGUGCCCCUACGUGUCAGAUGCUGGCCACCGGCACCCCCUGCGUACCUACCAAGUGCGAGCCCGGCUGUGUCUGCGCCAAGGGGCUCUACGAGAAUGCCAGCGGGCAGUGCGUACCCCCCGAGGAGUGUCCGUGCGAGUUCGCGGGAGUCUCGUACCCCCGGGGCGCCGAGCUCCACACUGACUGUAAGACAUGCACCUGCUUCAGGGGGAAAUGGACGUGCUGGCAGAGUGCCCGCUGCUCGUCGACCUGCACCCUCUACGGGGAGGGCCACGUGGUCACCUUCGACGGCCAGCGUUUCAUGUUCGACGGCAGCUGUGGGUACAUCCUGACCACGGAUGGCUGCGGGGCCAACGACUCACAGCCCACCUUCAAGGUCCUGACGGAGAAUGUCGUGUGUGGGAAGUCAGGUGUCACCUGCUCCAGGGCCAUCAAGAUCUUCCUGGGGGGCCUGUCCGUCGUGCUAGCGGACAGGAACUACACGGUGCGCGGGGAGGACCCCCAGGUGCGGCUGCGGGUGAGCACCGGCUCCCUGAACCUGGUGCUGGACGUUGCCAUCGGCGGCAGGUACAACCUGACCCUUGUCUGGAACAAGCACAUGACCGUCUUCAUCAGGAUCACGCGUGCCACCCAGGAUGCGCUGUGCGGCUUAUGCGGCAACUACAACGGGAACAUGAAGGACGACUUUGAGACACGCAGCAACUACGUGGCAUCCAGCGAGCUGGAAUUUGUAAACUCGUGGAAGGACAGCCCGCUGUGCGGGGACGCCAGCCUCGCGCUGGACCCCUGCAGCCUCAACGCCUUCCGCCGCAGCUGGGCGGAGCGCAAGUGCAACAUCAUCAACGGCCCCACGUUCGCCGCCUGCCACGGCCAGGUGUACCGCCUGCCCUACUAUGAGGCCUGCGUGCGAGACGCAUGUGGCUGCGACACCAGCGGGGACUGCGAGUGCCUGUGUGACGCGGUGGCCGCCUACGCCAAGGCCUGCCUGGACAAGGGCGUGUGCGUGGACUGGAGGACCCCGGACUUCUGCCCCGUCUACUGUGAGUUCUACAACACCCACGCUCGGGGGGACGGCGCGCACCAGUACGACCAGGAGGCCAACUGCACGUGGCACUACCAGCCAUGCCUCUGCCCCGAGCACCCACAGAGCCUCCCAGACACCAACACCGAAGGCUGCUACAACUGCUCCCGGCACGAGUACUUCGACCAGAGCACGGGGACCUGCGUUCCUUGCAUGCCGCCGCCCACCACGCCGAGGCCCACCACAGAGUCACCUCGAACCACCUCUGCCAUCACCACACGGGCCACUUCGGCACCAGCGCCAACGGCCACUCUCAAGUCCACGGCCACGGGACCCACGGUGACGCAGGCCACCACGAAGUCCACGGCAUCCACGCUCAGCUCAGGGACGCAGUCCACGUCUCGGUCAACAGACUACACCACAGCAUUACCACGGACCCCAGACACUUCAGAGACCUCUACAGGACGCCCACCAAGAACCCCAACCUCCGUGACAUCCACGGCCACGGCCUCAACCAUCAAGCGACACACGCCACUCACUUCUCACCCCACGCCCACGCCACCAGUCUCCACCACCGCCCACACGACUGGUCCCCCCAUCGGGACAUCCUUCCGGACCACCUCUGCCCAGCCCACCCCAUCGCGCCCCGAGACCACCCUCUCCACGCACGCUGCUCCCUCUACUACAUCCUUGGUGACUCCCACCACCCACCGCGUCAUCACCCCAACACACCCGGAGACCCCUUCAUCCCCCUCCCCUGCUACACACCCGAGCUCCACGUCUGCACCUCCACACGUCCCCAGCACGGGGACACAGCCCACGCACACCACCCCGCCACUCACGCGGACCACGCACACCCCUAGCUCACUCAGCACGGCCAAAACCUCCACUCCCAGGGAGUCUUCUCCUUCCUUACCCAUCCACCACGAAACCUCAUCCGCCCCCAAACCCACUGUCUCCCACAUGUCGCCUGCCACGGGAACCCCGACAUCCGUGACAGCCACGGCUACGGCCACGGCCACGACCACCAAGCAACACAGGCCGCUCACUUCUCACUCCGCACCCACGCCAUCUGUCUCCACCACCGCCCACACGACAGGUCCCCCCACGGGGAUAUCCUUCAGGACCACCACCGCCCAGCCCAAGCCAUCACGCCCUGAGACCACCCUCUCCACACAUGCUGCCCCCUCGACCACAUCCUCGGUGACUCCCACCACCCACCGAGUCAUCACCCCAACACACCCGGAGAGCUCUUCCUCCCCCUCUCCUUCCACAUACCUGGGCUCCUCUUUUCUGUCCCCACAGGUCUCGAGCACGAGUACUGGCAUUCACACCCUGACCUCCCUAGGCUCCCUAACCCCGUCCAGUAUAGCCUCCGUUUCCUCUUUCAUUUCUUCCCCAGGUUCGUCCACUCCCACCCUGUCCUCCGUGUCCUCUCUGCCCACCCACACCUUUCCCCCCUCUACUCUGCCCACCACGCCUACUGUUCAUGGGACUCAUGUCUCCCUAUCCAGCACCAGCAUUCUUCCUUCUCUGCCCCGAACCACACCCAGCACCCCCGUGUCCCACACCUUUUCUUCCCACUAUACCACCUUACAGUCUACAAGCCUCACCACUCAAAACCCUGCAUCCAGUUUUUUUUCAUCCACUGUUGGGAUGACAGCCAUCCUCACUUCUCCAGUCACUAACCUCACCACUGGACAAGUUAGUACCGCUAGAGUGCCGACCACCGUGAUCCCGGCCAGCUCGACCUCUUUCCACGGAAGCUCAUCCCUUCAUACCACAGGGUCCUUGUCUACUGGGGCACCAUCCGUCUCCUCUCCGGUGCCAUCUCCGUCCAGCUCUGCAGGGGUCUGCGACGUGAAGGAGCUUGAGGAGGAGGUCACGUACCGAGGGUGCACUGCCAAUGUGACAGUGACCCGCUGUGAAGGCUUCUGUGCCUCCUCGGCCAGCUUCAACACCCACACGAACCAAGUGGACACCCACUGUAGCUGCUGUCACCCGCUCAGCUCCUACCAGAAGCAGUUUGUGCUGCCCUGCUCAGACCCCGAAGCGCAGGGCCAGCAGCUGGUGCUCACGCUACACAUGUUCAGCAGCUGUGCGUGCAGCCCACGGCGCUGUGGGGACUAG